ACUAGCAAAUAAAAUGAUUUCAAAUAAUUUCUUAUCAGUAAAAUUUAUUACGUCACUAGAAUUUGAACAACCUUAGUUUUUAAUUAUACUUAAUAUUUACCAUAGAAAUCAUCAUUAUAAAUAAUCAUUUGAUUUUCCCACUUUUCUUAUAAAGCGAAGUCGAACAACUUGUUAGACGUUGUUUGUUUUUCAUCGUUUUAAUUUAUAUUGACAACGGGUUGUUAUUUAUUUGCGGAGUUAACGUCAUUAAUUAUGAUGAAGACAUUCACUAAAUGUUCCACUGUAAAGUUAUUUGAUUAUUUUAAAUUAAAAACUCAGUUAUUGUUUUCUUGUUCUCCAAUCUUUUGAUAAAUACUUAUUUUAUAUCUGGAGACCCAAUGGUACCUUAGGUAUAUAUUUUCAGAGGUCAUGUAACAAGAAGCUUAAUGAAAAUAAAAAUGAAGAAAUCACAGAAUUCAUUAACAGAGGAGUCCACUGCUGAAGCUAAUGAAUCCAUAAAGAAACUUUAUAAAAGUAUCACUGAAGUUUCUCAUUCUUUGGAUGAUCAGCGGGGCCGUUCUUUAACAUGUAAAGAUUUAUUUACAGUUAAUAUUGAAAUCCAACGAUUAAAGUUAAAAAACUAUUGUGAGAGAAUGAUUUUUUCUGAUCCAUCAUGUUAUGGACGGAAAGCUGAAGAAAUAUUGUGGCGAAAAAUCUAUCACGAUGUUUAUUCUACAGCAAAAAUACUGAAAAAAAAUAAUGUUUGGAAUAAAAUUGAAGUAGCCCUUCUGGAAAAUCAUUUUCAAACUGGCAUUGGAUGUUAUUAUCAUAUACUCUUCAAAUUCCAAACUGAAAUUCAUUUUGAAAUACCAGGAUUAUUUGACUUUUUUAAGAUAUCAAAUGAUGAAUCAGAUGCUAAUGCUGUUAAAAAUAAUCAGAUAACAUUAAUGAAAAAAAAUGAUAAAAGUAUAAGAGAAGAAUUUGGAAUGAAAAUUAUUAUUUAUCGUUGUUUAAUAUGCUUGGGUGAUUUAACUCGCUAUAUAUAUGAAUUAAAUAAAUUGGAUUUAUAUUACGUAACAGCCUGGCGCUAUUAUAAACAAGCUCUAUUGUAUAAACCUGACAAUGGACUUCCUCAUAACCAAAUUGGACGUUUAGCUUUAACUAAAAAUAACCACUUAGAUGCUGUCUAUCAUUAUAUUAGAUGUGUAUUCAGUGUUGAACCUUUUGAAGGCGGCGAGAGGAAUUUAUUAUUGUCAUUACAACAAAAAUCAGAAAACAUAAAUAAUUAUUUUUUGGAAACAUUUUUCAUAAUAGUUGAUAUUUGGUAUAAUGGAAAGGAUAAUGAAAAAGAAUUAAAUGAAAUGUAUUCCAAAAUAAUUACUUGUUUUCAAGAAUUAUGCUCAAAUAAUAUAAAAAAUAAACAAGAAUUGCUAUGUGAUAAUGUUAAAUCACCACAGGCUAAUGAUGCUUCUUCACCAUCAUACAAAGAUAUUUCACAAAUUUUAACUAAUGAAAAUAUUUUUAAACUAAUAGUUAUUAUAACUGCUUGUUUAAAAAAGUUGCAUAAAAUAGAUUCAAAACAUAUAUCAAAAGCAGAGUUAUUUUUUUUUACAUUAACAGAGCAAUUGUUCACACAAUGUGUAAAUCAUUAUUCAAAAACAUUACCUGAAUUAGUUGACCCUUUUGUAGAUCAUACCAAAUUAAACCGAAGACGACGUAGACGUGGAUUUAUGAAACAUUCUUCUCCUGAUUCUCAAGAAUGGAGUGAAGGUGAUGAAGCUGAGAGUGUAAUUAGUCCUGAUGAUGAUUCAGAUGAAGAUGAAAGUGAAGAAGAAAUGCUAAUUUUUGAUAUUAAAAGUCCCAAUAAUGACAAAAAUAAAAAUGAAUCUGAUGGCUCAAAUGAUAGUGGUACAUCUUCAUUCGACUCUGAGAACAAGAAAAACAAAAUUCAAGUAACAAAUUUACCAUAUGCUGAAACUAUUCAUAUACUUUUAUACUGGAUCAAACAUCAAAUCCAUCUAAUUAAUUUAGAACCCUCCCUGGAACUUCUAACAAGCAUUGUUAAAAUGCUGAACUAUAUGUCACAGUCAAAUAUUGAAAAUGACUUUCCAGAUUUCGAUGUUAAUCAAUUUUUACUUCCAGAAGAACAACAUUUGAUUGGAAUGACAACUUUGUGGGAAUCUAAAAUGGUUCUAAGUGACAUGACUAAAAAGUGCUAUUUAAAAAAUCAGGACGCAAUUCGUAUUAUGAAAAUUUUAUGGUAUGCCAAAGAAAUAGCAUUAAAUAAUGUUUUAUUCACCUAUAAUAGUGAAAAAAAAUGGUUUUCUUUAAAUAACACUUUGCAACAGCAGAUUGAGGAAAAAUCUAAAUUGGACAACAAACGAGACAAACAACAUGUUAUGGGCCAACUUUGGCUUCGAGCCGAAGUAGAUAAUCUUGAAGUACAAAUGAAAUACACUUCUAGAAAGAAAAAUUUACCUACAUGUAUUGUAUUAGACACAGACGCUCUGAUCAAUUAUUCACUAAUAGUAAAAAAAUUAGUGAAUAGUGCAAUGUUUAUUGUAGUAAUUCCCGCUAUAGUAAUAUCAGCAUUAGAUGAACAGAAAAAAUUAAGUAAAGAAGUCAGGUUAACAAUACGUUGGUUAGAAUUUCAGUUACAACAAGGUAAUUGCAGUUUGAAAUCACAAGGCCUACAUGAAUCAAAACCGAUAAAAGUAGAAGAAACAAUUAAAAUCUCUAAAGAAAUGUGUAAUUUUAAACAUAUCUUGGAAUGCUGCAAUUACUUUACAGAUGAAUGUGGAGAAAGUAAUGGAAUUGUUACGCUUAUAACUGGAUCAGAUGAUUUAUUAAAUUCGUUAGAUAUGAUGCAAAUGGCAAAAUCUAUUAAAAUAAAUAUUGAACAUAUAAAAAAACUUCAAAUGCAAUUAAAGAUGGCAAAAAAUAAGGGUUAAUGGGGAAAAUAUUAAAUUUGGUUGAAAAUUAUGAUAUAUUUAUUGUUUACUGAACAAUAUUUUACUGUCGUACAACAACAUAUGAGAAUUUAGUUGUACUGUAAACGAUGCUGAUGUUUCGAACUAGCUAAGGGAUGCCAGUUAAAAUUUUGAAGAAAUUGCUGGACACAGCAUAAUAUUACUUAUUGA
Molecule: messenger RNA, 3119 nt
Organism: Daktulosphaira vitifoliae (grape phylloxera)
Lineage: Eukaryota; Metazoa; Arthropoda; Insecta; Hemiptera; Phylloxeridae
Gene: Smg5
Product: nonsense-mediated mRNA decay factor SMG5
Exons: 15
Coding region: 426-2930 (834 amino acids)
Biological process (GO): nuclear-transcribed mRNA catabolic process, nonsense-mediated decay
Cellular component (GO): telomerase holoenzyme complex
Molecular function (GO): protein binding; telomeric repeat DNA binding; telomerase RNA binding
Source: RefSeq, a predicted model, not a curated record